AAUAAUGUAGGUGUGGUUGUGUUGACGUUCCGCCUACAAAAUGGCUACCAAAGGAAAGGUAUUGCUCACAGGAGCCUCAGGACUGCUCGGUCGUCAGAUAUACCAGUGCCUCAAGAAGAGCAGCUGGGAAGUGAUGGGGCUCGCCUAUUCCAGGGGAGGCGAGGAGCUGGUGAAGGCUGAUCUGCUAGAUUUUGAGAAAAUGAGGGAAAUCAUGACUGACUUCAAGCCAGCCAUUGUGAUACACUCAGCUGCUGAGAGGAGACCAGACAAAGUACAGAAAGAUGAAGACAAGGCACGUGGACUGAAUGUGACAGCAACGCAAGAACUCACGAGACUCUGUCAAGAGUUGGGGAGUUUUCUAGUGUAUAUAAGCACAGACUAUGUCUUUGAUGGGACCUCCCCUCCUUAUCGCCAUGACGAUGCCCCAAACCCCCUCAAUACAUACGGCCAGUUAAAACUAGAUGGAGAGAAAGCCGUUUCGAGCUACAUCGAUUCUGCUAUUGUUAGGGUACCCAUUUUAUACGGGCCGGUUGAGACUUUAGACGAAAGUGCCGUCACUAUUCUAUUUAAAGCCCUCCUCUCAAACGACCCUGCUCCAAUGUCAGAUUAUGAGAAACGCUACCCAACACACACGAGAGACAUUGGGGUCUUCCUUGAAGCCUUCUCUUCCAAGGUUCUCACCGAUAGGGAGAUUUGUCGUGGUUCUUGGCACUUUGGAGGAUCUGAAGUUUUGACAAAGUACGACAUGGUACUGAAAAUGGCUAAGGUUUUUAAAUUGAGUUCCAAACACUUGAUACCUGUUCGAGAGCCUUCGGGCGGUGCCCCACGACCUUUCAAUAACGAGUUUGACUAUUCACAAACUAAGAAGCAUUUCACAAUGGAUAUUACUUCAUUUGAAGAUGGGAUAAAGACAGUUUUGGAGCCAUUUCUGCCGCCAAAAGAAUAGCUUAGCUUUGCAGUUAUUGCCUAUUUAGUGAUGCUUUUGUGCAGGAGGUGAGAUUUUGAAUAUGUCACUCAAUUGUUUCUAAUUAUAAUGAUGCUGUCUUACGUUUGAAAUUUGAUCUUACUCACUUUUUUGUUUAAAUUAUAAAAAUAAAUAAUAUCA
Messenger RNA from Amphimedon queenslandica, 1105 nucleotides. RefSeq names its product methionine adenosyltransferase 2 subunit beta-like. The coding region runs from base 41 to 946 and encodes 301 amino acids. The transcript has a single exon. Gene Ontology annotation, cellular component: methionine adenosyltransferase complex. Gene Ontology annotation, molecular function: methionine adenosyltransferase regulator activity. Gene Ontology annotation, biological process: S-adenosylmethionine biosynthetic process. The record is from RefSeq and is a predicted model, not a curated record. Lineage: Eukaryota; Metazoa; Porifera; Demospongiae; Haplosclerida; Niphatidae.